CUGCAGUCCAGUGUGAGGCAAGAUGGCGACGCAGGCGGCAGCAGCACUCCUGGAUGAGCUUAUGGGAAGGACCAGGAAUGUUUUACCGCAGGAACGACAACAGAAAAUCAGCUGGGACUCUCCUGAGGUUUGCCGUCAUUUUUUGGUUAAAUUCUGCCCUCAUGAUCUCUUCACAAACACAAAGUCUGACCUUGGCCCUUGUGAAAAGACCAUUCACGAUGAAGAGUUGAAGAGGGAGUUUGAUCUCUCCAACUCUUACCGCCGCACUGCCUUUGAGGACGAGUUUGUGAGGUAUGCCGAGUCCAUGCUGACAGAUGUGGAUAAGCGGAUAAGGAAAGGGAAGCAGCGUCUCGCACUCUCGGUCAAAGAUGCAUUGGAGAGCAGUACUACAGGGGAUGGUCGGGUGGAUGAACAGCUGGAGUUGCUUUCAGAAAGGAUAACAGGUUUGGUGAGUGAAGCAGAGCGUCUUGGCUCAGAAGGCAAUGUGGAGGAGGCCCAGGGACUGCUCAAGCUCUGUGAUCAGCUCAGGGAAGAGCGAGAUGCCCUCCGCCGCAGCAGUGAAAAUUCUGUGUGGCACCAAGCGGCAGAGAUGGCAGCGUCACAGGAGAAGCAGAUGGAGGUUUGUGAGGUGUGUGGUGCCUUUCUUAUAGUGGGGGAUGCUCAACAGCGUAUUGAUGACCAUCUCACUGGCAAGCAGCACGUGGGUUUUGCCAAGCUGCGUCAGGCCAUCCAGGAGAUCAGAGACAGCCGGGAGAAGGCCAGAACAGAACGGGAGGAGCUGCGGGAGAAAGAACGGCAAGAGAGACGCAAAGCCCUGCUGGAGGAAGAGAAGAGAAGGGAGCGGGAAAGAGAAGACCGCCGGAAGAAGGAGGAGGAGAGGCGGAGGAGAAGUUAUGAAAGUGACCGAGACAGGAGAGAUCGGAGCCGAGACAGAGAUCGAGACCGGGACAGAAGAGAACGUCGACGGUCACGCAGCAGGGACCGCCGCAGUUCGAGCAGUCGUGACCGAGGUGACCGCAGCUACCGCUCUCGAGAAAAUGAUCGGCGGGACAGACAUGGGCGAUCAAAUAGCAGAGAUUAUGAGCGCAGAAGAUAUCGGGAGGAGAAUGGUAGUUAUUAGGACUCUUAGGGAGCUCUCUGGCAGUGGUGAGGACAGGACGAGGGACGGGUCCAAAGGCGCCAGUGCAAGACGGGGCAGAGAAGUGGACGAGAUGGGAGGGGCAUUGUGAAGCUUUAAGCAGUGAGUGAUCUCCACUUGAGGAACCAGCUGGCAAGUCACCCAAGACUCACCACCACCACAACCACCACCCCCUCACCUCACCGUCAUGCCUAGCUGGGUCAACAGGGGAAGGAGUCCACUCCCACUUCAACAUGGGAUGCUGCAGCGAAUGUGGGACCCAUCACCACCACUUUAUGUAGCCAGGUGACCCCUCCUUUUCUGCCCCCAACUUUCCUGUCCCCCCAAGGCCUCUCCCAUGCCCAGCCCUCAUGACUUGCCUGAGAGCUAUUCAUAGGUUUAUGUUCUUUAUUUUGUGAUUCACCUUUUGCUUUAGGUUUUCAUGUAAUUUUUAGUAUAUUUAAAAUUCGAAUGUCAUUAUUACUGUCAUUGUUUUGCAGUUACUACAGUAACAAUGGCUUUCACCCAAUAAACACAUGUAUGGUUUGGAAACUUUUGAAAACAAGUAUUUUAACUAUUGGACCUAGUGAUAACCUCUUCAGAGUUGUGAUGCUGUAAUGAGGAAGUUCGUUGGUUGUCCGGUCACAUUCCUUCAAUUUUCUCCACAAUAGUAAGGUGAGAUCAUGUCAAUUAUGUCAAUAAAUGUGCAUUAUCUUAA
Molecule: messenger RNA, 1835 nt
Organism: Scylla paramamosain (green mud crab)
Lineage: Eukaryota; Metazoa; Arthropoda; Malacostraca; Decapoda; Portunidae
Product: luc7-like protein 3
Exons: 10
Coding region: 23-1120 (365 amino acids)
Biological process (GO): mRNA splice site recognition
Cellular component (GO): U2-type prespliceosome; U1 snRNP
Molecular function (GO): mRNA binding
Source: RefSeq, a predicted model, not a curated record